GUGAAAAAGAGGAACAAGUUCUUAACUAAAGCAGGUUUAAAACACAAACCAAAAGAACAAAGGAGAGAACUUGGCACACUAAUCUUAAAAAAAGAAAGUGGAAUGGAAUGAAAAACCCCCAACACGGUGCAACUACACAUUAACAGUUAUAGUGUGAACAGUGUCACAUACAAAGAGAGCCAUCUACCAAAAAUAAGUUUAUACAGUCUCUCUUUUAACUGCAUCAGGACAUUACCAAUAAAGUUCUUCCAGUUCUGCAAAAGAAAUGCCUCAAAGAGAUUCCAAACUCAUUCUGGAACAAUAUUAGGUUGCAAGGAAUUACAUUGGUCUGCACCUGUGAAUUUAUUAAGGGGAACACCAAAGUGCUAAAGAGCACCAUUGUUCAAAAAUGCUGAAGAGCUGUGGAAAUACUUCAGUAGCUAUUCUUGUAGGAACUGCCCUUCUUUUACUCGUGAUGAUUUGUGGAAUUGGGUGUGUUUGGCAUUGGAAACAGAAUGAUAGCACACGAUUUACUUUACCAAAGGUUUUGCAAAGAAGAAGCAGCAAGAGAAAAGACUAUACCAAAACAUCCUUCUUGAGUCCCCACGUUAUUGGCUUAAAGCAUAACACCUCAGUUGAAACCCAAGACCACAGAUCCGCUGUUGAGAGAACUCACAUCCAAGAGAACUAUGAAAAUGUGCAAGCAGGUCCUCCCAAGGCUACAGAAGAAACCGACAAGGAACUGUACGAAAACACUCGGCAGUCUAACUUCGAGGACCAUAUCUAUGGAAAUGAGACAGCCUCUGAGUAUUAUAACUUCCAGAAGCCUAGUACUUCUGAAGUUCCUCAAGAUGAAGAUAUAUACAUUCUUCCAGAUUAAUACUAGGUUCUCAAAAUAGCGAGUGUUGUUAUUAGAGGAUAAAUGUUCACUGUGACUUUUAUUGCACUGAUGCCAUUAUUAAUCAAGUUCUGAUGAAAUUAGAUGGUCUGUUCUUUUUUGCCACCUUUCUAAAUUCGUUCUGUGUGCAUCACUGUGGGAUUCAUUCUAAGUCUCCUCCCACCUUCCUGGCCCUGGAUUACAGCUGUAUUAUGCCAUAUUGAUUCUUCCUUCUAACUGUUGCCUAUUAUCACUUUCUUUUAUUUCUACCUUCACUGUCUUUUUCUGGCUCAGAAUUAUUGUCACAGGGUUAUCACUGGUCUUCCCAUCUCUACUUUCUAUCUACUUAAUCAAUUUCCCAUGAUACUGCCAGAUUUAUCUUCAGAAAAAUGGCCAUAUUACUAUAUUACUGAAAACCUUUUAAUAUCCCAUCUUUGCACAAGACAUAACACUUAAGAUUCUAAUUCCAGAAUUCAUAAUUCUCCACAGUUGGUUCCAAUUUACUUUCCCAAUGAGUUCUCCUACUAAUUCUGCACUUCUCAGCUUCCAUCAGAAUUAUCCUGAGACCUGGUGAAGACAUCCCGCCCCAGCCCCCUCCAGAGCUCUGGCUGGCUGCCUCCUGUUGAGCCUGCCUCAGACCGUGGCUUCUUCCACAAGUGUUCUGAAUCAUUCCAAACCUGCACUUACUUUUUUCCCUUUUCUGUUAUCCCUAUACAUUUUGCUCAAUUCUUCAGGCAUUUAAACAUCUGAUUUUUAUUUCAUGACAUUUUAUUACUUAACUUCAUAUGAGAAUGCCUUAUAUUUCUAGCUAAACAGAAAGUCAUAUUCUUAGCCCAAUGCCUACAACAUCACAUGAGGUACAAUACUUAUUCAGUUGAUGAGAAUUGAAUUCUACAUCUUCCUAAGUAGUUUUGAAAAAAAUCUA
Nycticebus coucang (slow loris) is the source of this 1781-nucleotide messenger RNA. It is a transcript of the gene GAPT, whose product is annotated as GRB2 binding adaptor protein, transmembrane. Gene Ontology annotation, cellular component: membrane. NCBI's taxonomy places the organism in Eukaryota, Metazoa, Chordata, Mammalia, Primates, Lorisidae. Bases 389 to 859 code for a protein of 156 amino acids. The record is from RefSeq and is a predicted model, not a curated record. The transcript is spliced from 2 exons.